AAUGAAAGCGCUCGCUCCGUCCAUGCCAGCAUAGAGAGCUUCCUCUCACCCCUCUCAUUCCACUCACCCCUCUCACUCAGCUCACUCCUCUCACUCAGCUCACUCAGCUCGCCCGGGAUCGGCGGCGGCAGGGCUGGUGGCAGCAGCGGCGAAUUCAUCUCAGCAGCCUCGGGACCAUGGCCUCUCACGCGGGAACUGCGGGCUUCUGCCGCGAGAUGUGGUCCGGAUUCUUUGACUACGAGACGCCCAAGACCAUGGUGGUGAAGAGUCGCAAGCUGGGGAUCGUCUACCGCGGGGCGCAGGCUCUCAUCCUCACCUACUUCGUCGGCUGGGUGUUUCUGACCGAGAAGGCCUACCAGACGGCCGAGGGGGUCAAGGAGGUCUCCGUCAUCUCAAAGGUCAAGGGGGUCACUGCGACCAACGGUAGCGACCUGAGGGCGCGCGUGUGGGACGUGGCCGAGUACGUGAUGCCCCCACAGGGCACGGACAGUUUUGUGAUCAUCACCAACGUCCUCGAGACGCCCAUGCAGUCGCUCGGAGUGUGUGCCGAGGACCUCGACACUCCCACGGCUCCGUGUUCCAACGACACAGGCUGCCUACCAGGGGAACGAGACCAACUCUACAAUGGAGUGAAGACGGGCCGCUGCUCGCACGACAGGAAGCCGCGCACGUGCGAGGUGUUCGCCUGGUGCCCCGUGGAGUCCGAGGGACGCCACGCCAAGUACACCCUCCUGGCUGAGGCCGAGAACUUCACCAUCUUCAUCAAGAACAACAUUCGCUUCCCCAAGUUCAACUUCUCCAAGGGCAACCUGCCACAAAACAUGCCCAAGACCUACCUCCAGUCGUGCAAGCACGACGCGCGGCGCAACAACUACUGCCCCAUCUUCCGCCUGGGUGACAUGUUGAAGAGGGCUGGCCUCACCUACCAGAAUUUCUCAAAAAAGGGCGGGGUGCUGGGAGUUCUAAUCAGCUGGACGUGCGACCUGGAUCGCGGCGCGGACUCCUGCAACCCCGUGUACUCAUUCAGACGCCUCGACAAUGGGGCGGGCUACAACUUCAGGUACGCGCGCUACCACGUGCUCCCCGGCGGCGUUGAGGCGCGCACGCUCGUCAAGGCGUACGGCAUCCGCGUGGACAUCGUCGUCUCCGGAGAGGCGCGCAAAUUCUACAUCAUCCCCACCAUCAUCAACCUCGCCGCCGCUCUGACCUCUGUCGGGGUGGCCUCGGUGAUCUGUGAUUGGCUGCUGCUGAACACCAUGAGGAGACGCAACAUCUACCGCAAGAGCAAGUUCGAGGAGGUGAACGAGGGCACGGCGCUCAGGGCCGACCUCUCGUCGCUUCCGUCGCGGGAGCUCGCUGGCGGAAAAGCGGACGCGCUCUCCAACGGAUUCUCCACGGACGACUCAAUGCUGUGAGGAGGGCCGCACCAGCCUCCGGAACG
Petromyzon marinus (sea lamprey) is the source of this 1441-nucleotide messenger RNA. RefSeq names its product P2X purinoceptor 4-like. Lineage: Eukaryota; Metazoa; Chordata; Hyperoartia; Petromyzontiformes; Petromyzontidae. The record is from RefSeq and is a predicted model, not a curated record. Gene Ontology annotation, cellular component: plasma membrane; signaling receptor complex. Gene Ontology annotation, molecular function: ATP binding; purinergic nucleotide receptor activity; extracellularly ATP-gated monoatomic cation channel activity. Gene Ontology annotation, biological process: response to ATP; calcium ion transmembrane transport.